UUUUGGUUAUACUGAAUGAUGAUAUUUUCAAACAAUGCUAACAGGCUGAUAUCUAGCUAGCUAGCAAAACGACAAUCAAACAUUUUAUAUUUAGUACAAGUUUUUUAAAUAUUACAACAUUUUCCAUGUUUUAUAGCGGUUGUACCGAAUGACCUGAUGUUUCGGGACAUGCGUAUGAGCAAGUGAAAACAUUAAGUUUUCAAACAGUUAAGAGAGAGUUAGUUACUUUGCUUCACGACCAUGUGGUCCUUUGCAGGUGUCACAUUCUGUCACAUGAUAUUGACCGCAUAACUUGAUUCAAAAUGGUCCCUUUAUAUUGGUUACUCCGAAUGACAUAAGUGAAAUUCAUUUUUUUCUGACAUUCUUUCUCUUAACAAAGCAACGACUUCUACACAUAAUUUUAAUACAAUUUUGCACUAUGUUGAUUUAUGAUGUUAUAAAAUCAUGCCAGAAUAAAAAAGAUAUACAUUUAUAACAUUUUAAGAUAUUUUAAUCACAAAUGAAAUGGCUGUGUUGGCCUUUGGACGGUUAAACCGAAUGACCUUUUGACACUUCAAAAUCUUUAAAAUACCUUUAUAUGCAGCAAAAUAUAAUUAAAACCUUUUGGAUUCUAGUUGUACUACUUUACAUACUUUGGAUGUCAUAUCUUUGUUUUUUAUUAUUAUUAGGGCCUUUGGACAAAAAAAUGAUCAGUCACUUCAGUGACCCUAAUACAUAAAAACAUCGUACAUUUAAUGCAUUAAUGCACAGAAUUAAUAAAUGAGGUUCAAAAUGACAUUUGAAGUUCAUUGCAUGGACAAAAAUGCAGAGAUGUUAAGAAUAUCUCCUUUUGUGUUUCACAGACGAACCACACGAAGGGUGAUGAUGACAAAUUGAUCAUCUUGGGCCUUUAACUUGCAUUGAACCUAGAAGAUGCGUUUCAGAACUAUGACAGACACACAGUGUAACUCGAUAGUCUUUAGUAAUCUUGAAUAUUUAAGCUUCAUUCUUCAACUGCAUGCUUAGAAACCCCGGGUGACUCUUGUGUCUGUGUCUAAAAGGGUUUAUAUAUAGAAUAACUGUCCGAUUCCUUCACAGGUGCUUCUGGACACACAUUCCAGCCUCCUGCCGCACCCCUCAUAGUGUAGAAAUAACCUCGUCUGGAGCUCCACGGCUGGAGAAAGUAACUGGCUGUCAUCCGUACGGACACAUGGAUGUGAGAGACUCGAGACGACAGAUCUGAUCUUCUCUGUGGACUCUUUCUGGUUUCUGUGUGGAGUUUCUUCUCUCAGAAUGCUGGAGGAGAUUUUGAUGACUGGAAUUGGACUAGAAGGUCGUGAGUCACGCUCUCCAAAAUAGUCAGAAAUACUUCAUGCACCCCUGAGGAGAAGAACGUCUGAGAAAACAGCCACGACUCUGCUGCCUUGGAAACCAAACAGGAAGCGUCAGACAGACGGUGGGCGGCCGAAUCACUACAGACAGACGACAGACGCAAGCUCUGAUGAGCUCCGAUAUCAACAGAUAACCUGGAAUCAGUGCUUCAAAUAGGGAACGUCAACUUUCCUGCUGGUGGAUCUAGUGAUCUAGAAACAUUCCAUCAUAACAAGCUAUAAAACACACUACUAUUCAAAAGUUUGGGGUCAGUAAGAAUUUUGAAUUCUUUUAUUCAUCGAGGACGCAUUAAAUUGAUCAAAAGUAACAUUAAAGAAUUUACAUUGUUACAAAAGAUUAUUUCAAAUAAAUGCUGUUCUUUUGAACUUUCUAUUCAAAGAAUCCUGAAAAAGUAGGCCUAUCUUGAAUUCCAUAGAUUUUUAACAUUAUUUAUUUAUUUAUUUAUUUUAAUUUUACAUCUUCUAAUUAAUUUAGUAUGUUUUUUGUUUUUAGUGUUCAUUUUACAUUUUUAUUAUUUAAUUUAACUAGAUUUGAUUUGUUUUCAUUUUACAUGUUUAUGAUUUAAUACAUUGUGGAGUUUUUUUGUUUUAUUUUUUUUUAAUUUUACAUCUUUAUGAUUUAAUCUACCAAUUUUUAUUGGAUUUGUUUUCAUUUUACAUGUUUAUGGUUUAAUACAUUUUUACAAAGUGUUUAAUUUUAUUUUAAAAUUUAAAAAAUAAUUUAAUAAUUUAAUUUUUAAAUGAAUGUUUUUCAUUUUGCAUGUUUGAUUUAAUAUAUUUUUAAGAGUUUUUUAGUUUAAUUUUUUAAAUUUCACAUUAUGAUACAUUUUUAGUGUUUGAUUUUAAUUUUAAAAUUAUUUUAAUAUUAUAUAUUUAUGAUUUAAUUUACCAGUUUUUAUUGGAUUUGUUUUCAAUUUAAAAAGUGUUUAUUUUUUUUAAUUUUAUAUAUUUGUUAAUUAUUAUUUUUUAGGAUUUAAUUACAUUUAUAAAAAGUAAUUAUUUUAAUUUCACAUUUAUAUCAUUUAAUUAAUUUUUAGUAAGUGUUUUAUUUUGAAUUUUUGUUUUUGUUUCCACAAAAAUAUGAAGCAGCACAACUGUUUUUAACAUUGAUGAUAGGAAGAAAUUUAAUAGAACUGUGCCAUCACAGAAAUAAAUUACAACUUAAAAUAUAAUACAAUAGAAAUCAGUCAUUUUAAAUAGUAAUAAUAUUUAAAAGUAUUACUGUUUAUAUUUCUGAUUAAAUAAAUGCUGUCUUAGUGAGCAGAAGAGAUUUUGACCCCAAACUUUUGCACGACAUGAGCGGCUCCUCUGGACAUUAUUUAAACCGGGCGGCCGUGUUUUCUCCUGUAGGUGGCGCCCGUUUGUGUCAGCUGACUCUGUGCUGCGCCGUCAUCUCUCUGGUGAUCCACGUCGCCGGUUACAGCGCCACCUACGGGACAUUCUGUAUGGCUGUUUGGACGUCCUGCUUUGCCAUCACAGCCGCCGUUUUUGUGCUGGACGUGACGCGCUUGCACACGUGUCUUCCCGUGUCGUGGGAGAAUCUGACCGUGACGUUUGCGUCUCUGGCCGUCCUGCUCAUGCUCACCGCGUCUGUCGUCUAUCCCGUGUACUUUGUGCGCGCAGACGACUGUCCUUAUAAUAAUUGCGAAGUAAGAAAUUUCCGGAUCGCGGUGACCGUGUGCUCAUGGGCGGCGUGUGUCGCGUACGGGACGGAGGUUUUUCUGUCGCGUGCCAAACCGGGUCGCGCCGUUGGCUACAUGGCAACGCCAUCUGGCAUCCUGAAGGUGGUGCAAAUCUUCGUGGGAUGCGUGAUUUUUGUGAUGCUCGCCAACGGGAGUGAUUUCACAAGCCACGUUGCGACUGUGUACUGCGUGGCGGUGUUCGGCGUCUGCUUCGCCGCCUCUGUGCUGCUGGUGGCGCUGACGGUCUCGGGCCGGACCACGGCUCUGCGGCUGCCGUUCGAGCGGUUUGUAGUCGUCUACACAUUCGUGGCGGUGCUGCUGUACUUGAGCGCUGCCGUAGUUUGGCCCGUCUUCUGCUUCGACAGGAAGUACGGCACUCCGCUGCGGCCGCAGGGCUGCCCGAGGGGGAAGUGCUCAUGGGACGUGAAGCUCGCCGUCACUGUGCUGUGCUUCAUCAACGUCUCACUUUACAUCGCCGACCUCGUCUAUUCCCAGAGGAGCCGGUCAGUGUCGCAGCGUCCUCGAGUGUAGCGAGAACAUUAAUGAAACAGUGAGACUUCAGAAAUAUACCAUGAUACUGUUUGAUUGACGUCACUGACACUAUCAGAUUUACCACUGUGUGUUCCUUUACAUGCCUGUUUAUUGUGAUUAAAAUAUGCAUACGCCACAUAUUACUAUGAUUAUGGAUGCUACAAUCAUGAGCUUAUCGCAUCAAUUUGAUCAAAGUAUUGUGUUUACAUGUGGUAAGGUUUAAUCGCAAUAUUGCCAUAUUCGCAUUAUGUAAACGUAGUUAUUGUUAUUGAACUGAACUGAAUCAACACUGAACUGAGUCAGUGAAUAAUGACACUGUCGUUUCUGUAGAGCUGCUUAUAGCUGAAUUGAACUCGUUUCAUAAUUGAUGAACUUUAUAAUUGAGCUGAAUAAUGACACUCAUAUUUGAAGUUUGCAUCAUUAAUUCUGUUAUUUUUCUGUUCAUUACUGUGAAGCACAUUUGUGUUAAGCGCUGUAGAAAUAAAGCUGACUUGACUUGA
Molecule: messenger RNA, 4083 nt
Organism: Ctenopharyngodon idella (grass carp)
Lineage: Eukaryota; Metazoa; Chordata; Actinopteri; Cypriniformes; Xenocyprididae
Product: myeloid-associated differentiation marker-like protein 2
Exons: 2
Coding region: 2666-3583 (305 amino acids)
Cellular component (GO): membrane
Source: RefSeq, a predicted model, not a curated record